Molecule: messenger RNA, 3243 nt
Organism: Schistosoma turkestanicum
Lineage: Eukaryota; Metazoa; Platyhelminthes; Trematoda; Strigeidida; Schistosomatidae
Source: the annotation of a GenBank genome assembly
AUGUUAAAUAUAACAAGUGAUAAUAUUUCUUCAUUUUCUAUUAUGAACAACGAUAAUAAUAAUAAUAAUGAUAUAAAUUUUACUGAUAAUAUGAAUGUAUACGUCGUAUCAACCAAUUCUGCAAAUAAUAGACAAUCAUGUUCAAUAUCCGAGUUCAAUGACCAUUUAACUCAGUCAAUGGUCUGUUCAAAAGAUAAUAAUGACAUUAACAAGAAUAAUGACAUUGUCAAAGUUUUAACACAUCCUUCUUCAAAUGUGUCAUUGUCAUAUUCUCACCCAUAUUAUUCACACAAUCAUCAACAUCUUCAUUGUAAAUCAGAACAACAGGGCUCUAAUGAUUAUGUGACACAAAAUCAAAUGAUUUCCACAUUGAAUAAGCUUAACUGUUCAACAGAAUUAACAUUGUCAAAUGAUCUAGUAUCAGCUAGAAAAAUAUCAUCAACAACAACAACAACUAAUACUCUGACUACUAAUACUGAUACUACAUCAGAAGUAGAAGUCACUGCAAAUACUUUAUUACUGCCACAAUUUCAAACGACAAGAUUAAGUAUAAAUUAUCCUGAAUUAUCUUUAGAUAAUUUAUCGUCAUCAAAUAAUUUAUAUGAUUUAAAACUAAUCAAAACAACCACAUUGAAUGAUUAUUUACCUGAAAGAACUGUCGGCAUACAGUCAAGUCAUUGGUGUUUAGAAUCAAACGAAUCAAGAAACAUGGCUUAUAAGCGACAGAUAAAUAAUGAAGGAAAUGCUAUGGUUGAAAACAGUUAUCAUCGUGUUGAUAAAGUUCGUAGUCAUGGAGAUGAUGGUAAUGAAGAAGAAAUCUAUGGUGAGAGUGAAACAGAUUAUGAAAAUAAGUUUAAAAAUUCAAAUAAAGCGCCAAAUAGUAAAUUGUUGCCAUUAUCAACUGAAGAUAAACAACAUUUCGUAUAUGAAUCGGAAUCAUCGUACGAUAGUGAGAAUUCCAUUUCUUCUGAAGUUCAUGUAACAUUAAAUCCUAUCAACAAAAUUAAUCAUGAACCUACUGAAAAAGUCAAACCAGAUUCGUCAACAUCACCAUCAUCAUCAACAUCAUCUCAUUGGUCAAAUAAAUACGAAAAUAAAUCUUUAAAUUAUCAUAUUCCAAUAAGUAGAAAUUCUCACUCUUCAUCAAUUACUUUACAGAAAUCAAACACUAUUGAUCAUGACAAUAGAAUCAAUGACAAAGUCAAUAUCAUAUCCAACAACAAUGCUAAUGAUGGCACAAAUAUAAACAAAUUAGCUUUAUGUCAAGAAACAAACACGAUAAACUCUACGAUCCAAACACGAAUGCAUGAUUUAAAUUAUUCUGAUGAUUUAACUCUAGACGAGAACAGUGGAAUAUCAACAUAUUCUAGUGCUCAUUGUUUGCACCAAUUAAAUCCACAACAACACCAGCAAUACACUAAUACAAUUGUAAAUAGUGAUAAAUUUCCCCAAAAUCAAACAUUGAACAAUUUAAACAAAUUUUUUGGUCAUUUUGACAGUAUAUCUCCUGUACAAAGAAAACAAUUUCAUUCAACUUCCAUUGAUAAUUACAUAGACAAUGAUGAUAAUCUGGAAAAUGAUUAUCAUAAAAGUCAUCAACUGAUGGGAUUAUUUACAAUGUCCAAGUUAACUGAUAGUUCACCGUUUGAAAUGAAAUAUCCAAAUAGUUGUUCUACACAACAGCAUUUGAUCCAAUCACAACAACAAUCACAUCAGCAAUUGUCACAUUCCACGCCUGUUUAUCUUUCACAACGAGAAAAUUAUUCUGAUUAUGAAAAUCAGAUUGCUUCAACAAAUAACUUACAAGCUUGUAUUCAAUCAAGCUUUACUGGUACUACUCAUACAGCUGACAGUAGUACAUAUUCACAAUUAGAAGAUUUGAAUUUAACAUAUGACAGUACUGGAUCAUCUUCAAAUUUAUCAUCAAAUGAAACAAGUUCAGAAUGCUUAAAUUAUGAAAAAUACAAUGAUAUUCAAAAUAAUAACAAUAAUAAUAAUAUCGCUUCCAACACUAAUCUAACUAAUACUAUUAACAGCUGUAGCGUCGUAAUUAGUGGUCAUCACAAUAAUAAUACUGGAAUUUGUAGUAUAUCAGAUAUAAAAUUGCCAUCAAACAAUUCAUGCCUGAAACAAAAACGUCAUCGUACACGAUUUACACCGAAUCAAUUGAAUGAAUUGGAAAGAGCCUUUUCCAAAACACAUUAUCCUGAUAUAUUUAUGAGAGAAGAAUUAGCUUUACGAAUUGGUCUUACUGAGUCACGUGUACAGGUUUGGUUUCAAAAUCGUCGAGCCAAAUGGAAGAAACGGAAAAAAUCAGGAACUCCAUUCCGUUUAACAAUUAAUAGCAAUUCAUUAACGAAGAACAUAAGCCUAACAACGAACAGCUCAAUGAAAAAUAUGAUAAACGGUGACAAUAAUUACGAUAAUACCGCCAACAAUAAUAACUAUAAUCCUUAUUUACAACAACCAGUACCAACAGCACAAACAGGUAAUUCAGAUGGUUUAAACUACUCAAGGCUGGAAAUUAAUCCCAACAAUAGUUUGUUCAUACAGAGUCCAACUACUUAUUUUAGCAAUAGUAGUUCAAAUGCAAAUGGUUCAUUAUUUGAACAUCCCCAGUCAAGUCCAAGUAAAUUUCAAGCAAAUUCAUAUCCAUUUUUCUCACAGUUAGAGCAUAUUACAGAUAAUAUGAAAAUGAAUUCAUACUUUGGUGAAUCAAAUUCUGUUCAACAAUUUGAUCGAAUCUUACAACAACGUUUAGGGCUGCCGCAAAUGAAUAAUAUCUCAGAAGUUAGUACUUUAAAUCAAACUGUAAAUGAAAACGAUUUACAAAAUGAUAAACAGAAUAUUCAUACAGUACAAGGUUUGCAUAAAAAAAUUGAUUCUUUACUCACAAAGCAACUCAACAGUAUGAAUCAAUAUGAACAAAAUAAAAAAUUUUCAACACAUGAAUUUAAUCUCAUUCCCACAACGAAUUCAUCUUGUUUAUUAAAGAAUUCCAAUGCACUUAUUACUACUAUACCAUCAAAUUCAAUCAGUCAAAAUUCUUUAAAUAUGGAUUCAAGGAAUUUUCAUUGUACCGUAAAUGCAACUACUACUACUAAUAAUAAUAAUAGUAGUAAUAAUAGUGAUGACAUUAAUACAACAACAGCAGAACAAUCGAAUGCAUUAUCUAAUUUCAUGUUAACUAAAAUAUCAACAGAUGGAUUAAAUAAUUUUAUUAAUUCAAAAACAAAUUUUUAA